This is a messenger RNA of Fusarium falciforme, 360 nucleotides long. Its product is annotated as Zn(2)-C6 fungal-type domain-containing protein. The transcript has 3 exons. Lineage: Eukaryota; Fungi; Ascomycota; Sordariomycetes; Hypocreales; Nectriaceae. The record is from RefSeq and is a predicted model, not a curated record. The coding region runs from base 148 to 360 and encodes 70 amino acids.
GAUGGAUUGAAGGGCUUUCAGGGGGCUGUCAAACUCCCACAGACACCGACUCACGCACAGCAGAGCGACUCUCGCCACAAAUUUUACUCAGUCCGUCCGAACAUAUUUGUCGCGCUACAUACUUCUUGGAUUAAGCUCAGUCAAAUCAUGGAAAGGAUCCUCUCAAGCCUAUAUGCCCCAAAGAAGUUGUCAGUCGGUGACCAGUGGCGAAACCUUUUCGACUCUACUCUUCUCGAACUGAAGAGUUGGUUAUAUGGCCUAUGCACAGAGCUCAAGCCUAUCAAGGGCGGAGUCCCUAACAAAUCCCCACAGCCCUACACGCUUUGCAUGCUCGCCUCAACCACCUUUGCAACAGGAUGA